Ochotona curzoniae (black-lipped pika) is the source of this 2134-nucleotide messenger RNA. It is a transcript of the gene MEDAG, whose product is annotated as mesenteric estrogen dependent adipogenesis. The transcript has 5 exons. Bases 141 to 1058 code for a protein of 305 amino acids. Lineage: Eukaryota; Metazoa; Chordata; Mammalia; Lagomorpha; Ochotonidae. The record is from RefSeq and is a predicted model, not a curated record. Gene Ontology annotation, cellular component: cytoplasm.
UUCUACGCCCCAGCCUGGGGUUACGCGGACCACCCUAAGUGCCGGGUCGAACGCUGGCAGAGUGCCCGGCCCUUCUCGGGGACAGUCAGCUGCAGGCGGGCUAGGGCUAGUGGGGUCACGCCAGACAGGCGGUCAGAAGUAUGGCUGCAGCGGCGACAGCAUGCGAACCGGUGACCAGGCCAAGCCUGACGUCCAUCUCGUCGGGGGAACUGCGCAGUCUGUGGACGUGCGACUGCGAGCUGGCCCUGCUACCUCUGGAGCAGCUGCUGCGCCUGCAACCCGGAGCCUUCCAGCUACGCAGCGACCAACUCACCGUGCCGGGACCCGAGGAGCCCGCAGCCACGCGCGGGGGCUUCAACGUCUUUGGCGAUGGCUUCGUGCGCCACGACGGGCAGCUCUACCGCCUCAGCAGUUACGUCAAGAGAUAUGUGGAACUGACCAACUACUGUGAUUAUAAAGACUACCGGGAAACCAUAUUGAGCAAACCAAUGCUGUUCUUUAUUAAUGUGUUGACCAAAAAGGACACUUCAAAAGAGAAGACGUACGCAUUUCUGGUGAACACGAGGCACCCCAAGAUUCGAAGACAGAUAGAGCAGGGCAUGGACAUGGUCAUCUCCUCAGUGAUUGGAGAAAGUUACCGACUCCAGUUUGAUUUUCAGGAAGUAGUGAAGAACUUUUUCCCUCCAGGAAACAAGGUGGUUAAUGGAGAAAACUUGACUUUUGCAUAUGAGUUCAAAGCUGAUGCAUUGUUCGAUUUCUUCUAUUGGUUUGGGCUCAGCAAUUCCACUGUGAAAGUGGAUGGAAGAGUCCUGAAUUUGUCAAGCACCAGUCCUGAGAAGAAGGAGACGAUUAAGUUAUUUCUGGAAAAAAUGAGUGAACCUUUAAUUCGAAGGAGCAGUUUCUCUGACCGGAAAUUCAGUGUCACUUCCAGAGGUUCAAUAGAUGACGUUUUCAACUGCAAUCUGUCACCCAGAUCAUCCUUGACGGAGCCUCUUCUGGUAGAAUUCCCAUUUCCCAGCGUUCUAGAAUCUGACGAGACACCCACACAGUUGAUCUGAUUGGACGGAACUUGGUCAGUCCAAUAUGCUUAGCCUGAGCCGGACUACAGGUUGAAAGGACAAGAGGAAAUGGGAGGCAGACGCUUCCACCUGCUUGUAAACCCCUGUCUCCUCCACGGCUUCUACCGAGGGUGCUUCUGUUCCAUUUCUCUUGAUGCCUUGGCAGGCCCAAUGCAUCUGACUCCCUUCAAGAUUAUGGCUACCUGGAUAAAAAGGCUUAGCCCCAUGGCAUAGCUGGCUAGUGGUGGCAAUGAUGGGGUAAUACUCUCCCUUUUGAAUCCUUUAAUCUUCAAAGAUGCAGAACAGGACUGGACGUUUUGUCCAGGACUCCACUCUCUCAGAGUUUCCCUGGCAGUCACUGUGGCUAUUGUCUGACCUUUACAUGCUUUCUAAGUGAGGAGUUGAUUCUGCUUGGGGCAUCCUUGUGUGUCCCCAAUCCCAGGGAGUAUAAGGCUCACUGCACUGUUGUCUUGUAAACCCUGGAUGAGCACUAGGCCUGUUCCAUCAUUCAAGGGCAGACAAGUGUGAUUUUUAUCCUUCAUAUGUAUGUACACUCAAGGCAAAGCUUGCUGGUACAGCAGCCAGGUUGCUAGGAAGGUAAUUCUGCCACCCACUGCCUGAACUGUGAACUCACUCGACCUGCCACAUAGGAGGAGGCCAGGUCAUGUGAGACCAAGCGACAAUGGGAUGGAAAGCACACACACUGUCCUCUUUGUGAAAACACAUGAUGUGAGCUGGGUAUUUUAAAGAAGCUUUUUAGCAGUCUUAACACAAGAAGCAAAAUAGCAUGUUCCAAGGCUACCACAGCACAUUGUUAUAGCAGCACAUUUUUCAUCUCAUGACUGUAGCAGAAUUCUUCAAAAGCAAAAGAAUCAGUCUAUCAACACACAUAAACUUGCAUGAAUGAAUCACUCUGCAAGCUUGUAACGAGGAAGAGUUAUAGAUCCUGAGAAUGGUUUUUCUGUAUUUUUACAAGUGCUCCUGUGUGACACAUUUUGCUACUACUGCAGGCCCUUCCACCUAUAUUGGAAAUGUUAUAUACUAUGUGUGCACAAUUAAAACUUUCUUUUUCUUUU